AGCUAAACCGUGGGGGCAGGAGGCAGGUUCCGCGGCCAGUGACACUCCGGACACCCAUUAUGGAUUUUGAUUUGUAUCCAAUUGUUGCGUGUGUGAAGGAUUAGGGCGUGGCGGCGCCCUGGACCCACGCCCUGUUGUACUGACCAUGUUAAGCGUGGCCGCGUGGGACGCCCGCUCAGCCAUGGCCCGCACGCCACUCAAACACGCCUUCUCCAUCAACUCCAUCCUGCCGGAGACGGCGCUCGACAACCCCACCGCCAUUCCUAGGGACGUGCCCAAGGACGAGCUCCUCAUGGACGACGUGGAGAUGACCACAGCGGACGACGACGACGACGACGAGGUGGACAUUGACGUGACGGGCGCCGUCAGCCCCGGCGCCAUGUCCGAGUCGGAGGCCGAGGACCACACCGACAAGGACGACAAAGACGUCAAGAAAGACGAGGAGAAGAAAGACGGAGAGGAGAAGAAGAAGCACGAGAAGCCGCCCUUCAGCUACAACGCCCUCAUCAUGAUGGCCAUCAGGUCAUCGCCCGAGAAGCGGCUCACCCUCAACGGCAUCUACGAGUUCAUCAUGAAGAACUUCCCGUAUUACCGGGAGAACAAACAAGGGUGGCAGAACUCCAUCCGUCACAACUUGAGUCUUAACAAGUGUUUUGUUAAGGUUCCCCGUCACUACGACGACCCGGGCAAGGGCAACUACUGGAUGCUCGACCCCUCGGCCGACGACGUGUUUAUCGGCGGCACCACGGGCAAGCUGCGGCGCCGCUCCACCACAGCUUCCCGCAACCGCUUGGCCGCCUUCAAGCAGUCCCUUCUCGGCCGCUUCGGCUGCUAUCCACCCUUCGGCCUGGCGCCGUACGCUGCGGCUGCGGCCGCCGCAGGGCUCGGGGGAGCGCUGGCACCGGGCUCACUCCCCGUGUCCCUGCCAGGGGCUCUCCCGGGAUCCCUGGCCUCAACUCCCCUGUAUCAGCAAGCCACGGCUGCCGCAGCUGCCGCAGCCGCACUCUACCGCGGGUACUCUCCCUCGUACUAUACCAGCCCGCUGCCCGCGGGUCCAGCCCCGCUGACGGGCCCAGCGCCGCCCGCGGGCCUCCCAAAGCCCACCGCCCUCACGCCCGCAGCCUCCCACCCGCCAACCACGUCGUUCAGCGUGGACCGCUUGCUGGCCGACACGCCCGUGAGUGGGCCGCCGUCGACGCUGGGCGGCCACCCAUCCCUCCUGCUGGGCGGCCUGGCCGGAGCUCACGCCCUCUCCCACUACGACGUUUACCGGAACUCCCUGCUCUCCCAGGCGGGCCUCGGCCACACCCUGGGGGGCAUGACCGCCGCCCUCGGCCCUGGCAUGGUGGGCGGCGGCCUGGGGGUGGCGGGGGUCGGAGCCCCAGGCAGCCCCAGCACCAGCGUCGUCACCACCACCAGCAGCGACGGGACGGCCCGCCAGCCCGUAUUCAAACCCGUGACGGUUGUGGCGCGGCCCAGCUAGUCGGGCCGCAGUGGGCGGCCACGGUGGGCGGCCACGGUGG
Procambarus clarkii (red swamp crayfish) is the source of this 1523-nucleotide messenger RNA. RefSeq names its product fork head domain transcription factor slp1. Gene Ontology annotation, biological process: regulation of transcription by RNA polymerase II. NCBI's taxonomy places the organism in Eukaryota, Metazoa, Arthropoda, Malacostraca, Decapoda, Cambaridae. Gene Ontology annotation, molecular function: DNA-binding transcription factor activity; sequence-specific double-stranded DNA binding. Gene Ontology annotation, cellular component: nucleus. The record is from RefSeq and is a predicted model, not a curated record.